CUCUCUCUCUCUCUCUCUCUCUCUCUCAUAUCGGAGGGUGUAGAGGCUUUUUGCUGUAUGUUAACCGAUUGGUUGUUUUUUAAUUGUGUGCGCCCUGAACGGUGGAAUAGUCUAUUUCUCGUCCUCACGCGCAUCUGGACGCGACUCUCCCCGCGUCAAACCCGAUCAUGAGGUCUCCGGGGCUAUUCUUCGGUCUACGGAGCUGCUGGGUCACCGACGGGAUCCGGUAAUACGAACACCCCCAUCCCACUCCACACCCACGCGGACAGAAUCUGGGUUUUGCGCACUUGGCGCUGCUGCAUUCGCUCCGCCGCGCGCGCACCGGUUCCGCGAUGGUUCUGAGCCGCCUGCGCGUCUGAUGACUCCGCCAGCACCGGCAGCAGCAUGUCCUCGCGGAAGAUCUCCUCCGAAUCCUUCAGCUCCAUGGGCUCGGACUACCUGGAGAGCCCCGGGGAGGACGGAGAGUGCCCGUUCUCGCGCGUCUUCUGGAACGGCAGGAGCCCCGUGGAGACGCUCUCGUGUCCGUUCGAGGACGCGGCCGUCAGCAGGAGGCUCGCCCGGCGUAAACGCGUCAAUCUGGACUCGCUCGGAGAGAGUUUGAGACGCCUCACCUCACCGACGACCCAGACAAUUCAGCUGGCCCUGCAGAGAACAGUGGAGUUUUACAGACAGAGGGAAAUCAGUGGACAGGAUUUUGUGCGAAGCGUGUCAGAUGAGCAGAAGUGUUUGUUCGAGAACUCCCGCUGUGACAGCCAGACCGACAUCUCAGGAAUACUGAAAUACACAGCAACUAUUUUAGGCGUGGAUUUUGCCGACAUCCGCGGCCGGUUUGGGGAGGAGUUCUUUGGUUUGUGUCUGGAGGAGAACGAGAGGGUCCUUCGAGCUCUCGGGGGAAACCUGCAGGACUUCUUUAACGGUUUCGACGCACUUCUAGAACACAUCAGAACGUCCUGUGGCCGGCGGGCGUCGUCCGAGGCUCCUUCUUUCCUAUGCAAAGACGCUCCUCAGGAGAGCGAAGAGAAGAACGCCGAAAGCGACGUGGGACGGACUCUCCUCCUCCACUGCUUCAACCCCGAUCCGACGGUGGGCGUGGCCAUGCCGGGUUUAAUCCGGGCCGCCGCCCGCCGCAUCUACCAAUCAGACGUUUCGGUGGAGGAAGCUCCUCCCACGUGGCUGCACACGGCCAAUGAGGACGGCGAGCUCUCGACGGACUCCUCCCCCUCUUCAUCCCCGUCUCCGCCCUCGACUUCGUCCCCCGCCUGCUUGUCCUUCCUCAUUCGAGAGGUUCGGACUCAGCCCGCGUCCUCGCCGCCGCACGCCGCCGCGUCUCGCCAGCUGUCGCGCUCGCCGCUGGAUUUGCGCAUCGGCCUGAGCACGUUUUGCCGGGCCUUCCCCUUUCACCUGGUUCUGGGACCCAACAUGGAGGUCCUGCAGGUCGGGGAGGGGCUUCGGAAACAGGCCAAGAGCGACCCGCACCGGACGCUCGCCUUCAGCCACAGCUUUGAGCUGGUUUCUCCCAGAAUCCCUUGCUCCUUCCAGAACAUUCUACUCCGGCUGUCCACGCCGUUCACCAUUCGUACGCGACCGGACGGGUCGGCACUCGACAGCAGAGAGAAGGCGAUGGAGCUCAAAGGUCAGAUGCUUCACCUCCCAGAAUCCAACUCCAUCAUGUUUCUGGGCUCGCCGCGUGUCGAUAGGCUGGAGGAGCUCAUGGGGCGGGGCUUACAUCUGUCUGACAUCCCUAUUCAUGACGCCACACGUGAUGUCAUUCUGGUUGGAGAACAGGCCAAAGCUCAGGAUGGGCUGAAGAAGCGCAUGGAUAAACUCAAAGCCACCCUUGAGAAAACCCAUCAGGCUUUAGAGGAGGAGAAGCGGAGAACCGUCGACCUGCUCUACUCCAUCUUUCCCGGCGAUGUUGCUCAGAGACUUUGGCAGGGCCUUCCGGUCCAGGCCAAGAAGUUUGAUGACGUCACCAUGCUGUUCUCUGACAUCGUGGGCUUCACGGCCGUGUGUGCGCAGUGCACGCCAAUGCAGGUCAUCAGCAUGCUGAACGAGCUCUACACGCGCUUCGACUACCAGUGCGGCAUCCUGGACGUCUAUAAGAUCGAGACGAUCGGCGAUGCGUACUGCGUGGCAGGCGGGCUCCACAGGAAGAUCGACAGCCACGCUAAGCCAAUCGCGCUCAUGGCGCUGAAGAUGAUAGAGCUGUCGGAGGAAGUGCUGACGCCUGACGGGAAGCCAAUCAAGCUGAGGAUCGGGAUCCACUCGGGCUCGGUGCUGGCUGGAGUCGUCGGAGUGAAGAUGCCACGCUACUGUCUGUUUGGAAACAACGUCACGCUGGCCAGCAAGUUUGAGUCGGGCAGUCACCCUCGCUGCAUCAACGUCAGCCCUACUACAUACCAACUCCUGCGUGACGAGCGCGCGUUCACCUUCAUCCCUCGCUCCCGGCAGGAGCUUCCCGACAACUUCCCCAAAGAAAUCCCGGGAAUCUGCUAUUUCCUGGAGGCGGGGAAAACCCAAAGCCACGCCUCUCUCACCAGCACUCGCUCCGCACCCAUCCGGAAAGUGUCCUACAACAUUGGGACCAUGUUUCUACGGGAGACUAGCCUCUGAGACGGCCCCGCCCAUUCGCUAUGACAUCACGUCCUGUAGACUAGUGUUGCCUGUGGCAACUGGUGGCCCCGCCUCUUGACCGGAUAGUCGCCUCAGAGGCAUGACACGGAGGGGGCGGAGAGGACGGCCCCGCCCCUGGCCCCGCCCUUUAAAGGAGCCAUGGAUAAUUGUGUUCUGAAAAUACAAUAAAACAAAUAUAUAUAUAUAUACAUAGAUAUAUAUUUAAAAUAAAGCCUUCUGCUCAAUGGCAUAGCCAACCUUUCAUGGUGUACACAUGCAAAUACUACAGACAAACUCAUGUAAACACACACAUUUCUUGCUGCAUUGCAGGUAAUAGAUUUAACAUGCAUAACUUUGGUGCCUUUACCUCCCAUACACAUACAUGAACACACACACACACACACACACACACCACAAACAUGCAUUUAUCUUUGCCAUUUUAAGCGCUGCCAUUAACCACUGUUAAAUCCUUUGUGUGUGUGUGUGAGUGAGAGAAUCCUCUAUUAACCAUUGUUAGAUCCUUUGUGUUUGUGUGUGUGUGUGUGUGUGUGUGUGUGUGUGUGUUCUACCAUUAACUGCUGUAAGAUUGUGUGUUUGGCCUUCAGUUUGUGUGCAGUGUGUGAAUUUGCGUAAAGACCGAGGCUGUUUCGCUCUUCUCACAUCUCCGGCAUGUUUUUAUUUUGGCUCCCAUAUUCGUAGCAGAAAAUAAACUGCGAGAAAGUGCAGAAUAUUCACAGUAAUUGACCCCAAAAUAAAAAAAUGUGCUGAAAACGUGCUCGGCCUCAAGCACUUCAAGAUGUAGAUGAAGUUGUUUCUUCAGAGAAGUGCAGCACCGAUCGGCGUCUCAGCGAUGUAUGCUCUGCAGCGGAUGGGUGCCGUCAGAACGAGAGUCCAAACAGAUGAUAAAAACAUCACAAUAAUCCACAGCACUCCUGCCAGUCGGUUAAGUGAAUAAUUGUCUGCUGUAAACCGCUUGUAAUUGCUUGAUGUGUCCAGAUUUCAGACCAGAUAACGUUUUAUAGAUAAUGUUUGUUUUUUUUGCGGCAAAGUAGUUUUUUAUCUUCUCCAGAUGUUAACUGUGUUGGAUAGGAGUGCUGAUGUUUUUUUUAUCAUCUUUCAUUCUGACGGCACCCAUUCACUGCAGUGCAUCCAUUACCGAGCGAGUGAAACAAUACUACAUUUCUCCAAAUCCGAUCCAAAACUCAUCUACAUCUUUAACGUCUUAAGGGUGAGUACAUUAUCGCCAGAUUUCAGCUGAGCUAUUUGUUACUCAACAUUAUAAUUUGCAAUACAAGUGGUUUUUUUGUUAGCUUUUUUUUGCAAAAAAACCAAAACUACAUGUCCGUCGGACCUGACGCAAGUUUCAAUGCCGUGAAAUGUACACAGAUAUUUUUUGUCCAUUAAAUUUGUACCGAAUCUCAAUAACAGAUGCACUUCGGGAACCGUGUGGAUCAGUGAUUAUUUGUAUGUGAAUGUGGUCGUCGUGCAAAACUUUAUAGAAGAUCUCAAUAAUCCAUUCUCAGUCACCAUUUAACAAUUCGUACGCCAUGCUGAAUGGAAAACGUGUAAGUCAGGACUCGCUUUUCUGCAGCGGAGAUGGCAGAUGUGUGAAACGCUGUGUGUGUGUGUGUGUGUGUGAGUGUGUGUGUGUGUGUGUGUGUGUGUGUGUGUGUGUGUGUGUGUGUGUGUGUGUGUGUGUGUGUGUGUGUGUGUGUGUGUGUGUGUGUGUGUGAGUGUGAGUGUGUGUGUGUGUGUGUGUGUGUGUGUGUGUGUGUGUGUGCGCUUGAGGUCACAGGAAGGUACAUGAUAAUGUCAUGAAUUUCAGUCACAUUUGAUUCAAGAUCACAUCCUGGCGUGUCGGUCAUUUUUAUCAGGAUGCCAAUAAAAUUGAUUCAUUGAAGUUU
Puntigrus tetrazona (Sumatra barb) is the source of this 4517-nucleotide messenger RNA. RefSeq names its product guanylate cyclase 1, soluble, alpha 2 (gene gucy1a2). Bases 385 to 2613 code for a protein of 742 amino acids. The transcript is spliced from 9 exons. Gene Ontology annotation, molecular function: guanylate cyclase activity; heme binding. The record is from RefSeq and is a predicted model, not a curated record. Gene Ontology annotation, cellular component: guanylate cyclase complex, soluble. NCBI's taxonomy places the organism in Eukaryota, Metazoa, Chordata, Actinopteri, Cypriniformes, Cyprinidae. Gene Ontology annotation, biological process: response to oxygen levels; cGMP biosynthetic process.